AUUGUUGCUCGUCGCUCCCCCCCUAAUGGCUCAGGGGUGUCACAUGUGGACUUGGGAGAGUUGGGAGGAAGCUCCACAAGCUGUAGCUGUCUACUGCUACUACUACUAUUGUACGAGUGUCGAUCGGUACCGGUACCAUCGGCAACAUGCGCGACCGGCACGUCGCAACUCCAGUACAACUCGAUCGUCCUCCGCUCAUCACCUGCCCGAAUUAGGCCUGGAGCAGAAUAUCUGGCCCAGCCAAAAUAACCCUGACGACGAUUGCGUGCAAUCAGUCGCUCGAGAGGGCAUGUCAGCGAGCUUUAACCAUAAACUCUGGCGGUCCACAACGGGACUGGACGAUGCUGGAAUGGAUUUGCGUGUGGCGCAAUUUAGUGCCCAUACCAGUCGGGAGUUCGACUCUGCCGCGACUCCGGCGGGGCUGGGAAAAGAACUGCCUGUCUUUAUAGCUCUUUGUACCAUUGCUGGUGCUGUUCUCUUUGCUUUUCUGAUUUUGAUAUGGCUGCGACAGCAAAUGUCGCGUGAGAAGGACGCGGAAGAAGGUGACAGACGCGGUUUGGUGGAGGAAGGUAGAGUCUGUCCACCAGAUGAUUCAAAAAAGAAUUCAAAUGCAAAAGCUCUGUCCGAGGUGAAGUGGGUGGCUGAACCAGACUCAGAAAUCCCAGCAGCCUCGGCAGUAACAAAAAAAUCAGUGACUGUAGAAACAGCAGCAGCAGCAGAAACCACACAAACAGUCAUUACUUCUGAAGCAUUCAGUGCCCUGUUCGAAAGGGUCAAAGUGAAAUCGGAGAGGCAAUGCGUUCCGGAAUUGGUUUCGAAUCCACCGACUUCCUGCUUGGAAUCUACGAGUUCAGAGACGAUAACUGAAAGCGCAAGCACCUCGUCGUCAACGACGACGACAACCACAAGUUCGACAAUGGCGACAGUAUUCAAAAUGUCGAUGGCAUCAAGCUCGUCGAGUUCAUCGAACGUGUCAACGAGCACAAGGAAAAUACGUUCGCCUCGGCGAGAUCUCGGCAAUCGACGCACGCUGUCCAUGUACUCGCCACACGUCUCGGCAAUCGCGACUCCCGAGCGCAAGCCCGACCAUCAGCGUCGCGGUAAAAACUUGUUGGAGAGACGCGGUUCGAGCGCAAGUCUCACAAUCGAGUUGGGCCCGACAACGGAGAGCCUGCCGAACAUUGUGACGCCGACGCGCGAAUUCACGGCUGAAGAGUACCUGCUGAGCACGGGCAACGUCCUCUCUAGGGUUCAGCUCAGAAAAGCCAUUGGAGAUCCAAAUUCCCUUCACAAGGAAUUUUGGGAAGUGCCGCCCAACUAUCCCGAGGAAGUUGACAUUUGCGGCUCUGGCACGAAAAAUCGGUACUGCUCGGUUUUACCAAACCCGCGAUCUCGAGUCGUGCUGCCCGGAAGUGACGAUCCGCUCGCUAGUUACAUCAAUGCCAAUUACGUUAGAGGCUACGACGAUGAUACUCGUUACAUCGCGACACAGGGACCCUUAUCGCAUACUAUACAGGACUUUUGGAGUAUGGCUUGGUCGGAGAGGACUCCGGUUAUCGUUAUGAUUACGAGACUACACGAGGAGGCUAAAACAAAGUGCGAGGCGUAUUUCCCGCUCGAAAUAAACUCACGAUUACAGGCCGGACCAUUUACAAUAAUACUCAACUCGAUAGAUACCAGAGGAGGCUACAUUGUUCGUGAUCUCGAGGUUCGCCACGAAAACGAGAGGCGAACCAUCCAGCACUACUGGUACGAUUCGUGGCCAGACCAUGCUGUCCCAGAAUCGUCGGACGCAUUGGUUGGCUUGGCCGCAGAAAUUAAUACAUUACGUGGACCAAUAAUCGUGCACUGUAGUGCGGGAAUCGGCAGAACUGGUUGCUUUAUCGCUCUUGCUACUGGAAUGACACAAUUGGUGCGCGAGGGCAGUGUGGAUAUUCUCGGAAUUUUGUGCCAAAUGAGAUAUGAUCGUGGAGGUAUGAUACAGACUGCUGAACAAUAUGAAUUUGUUCACAAAGCAUUAUGUCUGUUUGAAGAGACGUUGGAACAUAAAUCGUUAAAGGAAAAAAAGGAUAGAGGUUCAUAAAAAUAAAUCAACCAAGUUUUCUGUGAUUCGCUUCACUUAUGUAAAGAAAUUUUAACGACAACCAAUGAUAGGGCUGCCAUUUAUAAUACUGCCGUGUAGUUUCGACGAUACAGCAAAGGACGAAAGAAAUCGGCACGUGUGCAAGGUAUCAUGACAGUUUUAUUUAUCUUUUAUCGUUUGAUGAAAAUACAGCCGAUCGUAAAAUAUUUUCGAAAAAUUAGUUUUACCACUAGUGCUAUCGUUACUUUGAAAGACCAAAAACUGUCGGAAUUAAAUAAAUUAAACAAGGCAGCUGACAUAAUUGAAUCAGUUAGCUUUAAAAUGUUCAAGUCUAAGACAAAAUGAAUAGUUGCGGUAAAUAUAGGCGUUGAAAAUUUGCUCGUAACCUUAUAGAAAAACAAAAAAUGUGCUCUUGUCCAAUUUUUUCCAGUUCCUAAAUGUAACAUAAGUUAAUAUCGACACUCGCUUCUACAAACAUUUUUGAGGUCAUCUAAAAUCAUCCGUAUCAUCCUCAUUACUGAAUAUUAUUGUUACUAUUAUUAUUGAUUUUCAUACUUUGCAGCAAAAUGACAGAACCCCGUUUUACUGCCAUCCUCUUCUAUAUGGAAUAAACUUUAUAUUUAUUUCGCCCUAACGUCGCUGAAUAUUCCGUUAUCUUUUUUAAAUAUCUAUUUUUAGUAAAAAAGACUGAAUCUGCAUGGAUGAAGUACAAUAACACUCAUCUUUGCAAAUUAUUUUAUUAUAAAUUUAACGUAAAUAACGAGAUUGCAGCGGUAAAAAGUAUAAAAACUCUAAAAAUUAAAUCUUCACAAGUAAGAUGUUCACUUUAUAAUCAAAUACGGUUAUUGAAAACACUGAUGGUAAUAAUAUAAAACAAUAAUAAAAAAAUAACAGUAAUAAUUAUAAGAUAGAGAAUAACAAGUGAAUAUUCUGCUUAAAAAAUGAAAAUCACUCUUAAAUUCACAUUCACGUGAAAUGAAAGAAAAAUCUAUUGUGUUCACGGUAGAAAAUCAGUUACGUGUGAAACUUCCGACUUAACUUCAGUACAAUCAACUGACAUUACAUAUUUGAUCCAGAUCUUAUUUUGGAACAGUACUUAACUCGAUAUAUCAUACGAUUUCGAAAUAUUACCUGGGCCAGAUACAAUGUCAGUCGAAGUAGGUAAAUACAUAGCUCUGCUCUAAAAGUAUGCAUAGUCAACCUACACCUUUUACCGAGUCCUUUACACGGAAGGUGUGUCUAUAUAUCAAUUAAAAAGUAUACUUACGAAUGGGGUCGCGAAAUUCCGCAAUUGCUUAAAAAGUAUCUGUUGUAUGUAAAGAUGAAAAAAAAAAAUGAUGGUAACACGUAGCUGAUUGAGAAAUCUUUUCGAUAGGGUAGUGUGUAGGUAUGCGAGAUAUGAUAAUAAAGGACAUUAAAUAAUAUAUUCUAAAUAAACUGUAUAAAUAUAGACUUUGUAUCCUUGUUGUUACAGUGAAAAUUAGCAAGAAAAAGUGGUGUUUUAGAAAAAACUGUCAAGCGAUAACCUUUAGUUUUUCCAGAUAUUUAAUUCGAUCCUUUAAAUUUCUUUUGCUGUAAAAAGGAUGUUUUAUCGCAAUAUUUUAUCUCAUUUGAAUGUACGCAUUUUGUUUCUACUAUCAUACCCGUCUUUAACAUAAAUAAUCCCUUUUUUUUCAUUUUCGAGUCGAAAGAUAUUUGAUGAAAUCGAUAUCUGCUUUAGAUUUUCAAAGAAAAACUUUCCAACAGCAACCAAAAAUUAAUGACUAUCGUCAAACGAUAAUUGUAAAAAAAAGCGGGUAUAUUUAAUUAAAUGUAAUUAUGAGGCAUAAGUGACCACAAAAGACAACCACAUGUAACACUUUUUCGUCAUCCUGAUGUGCCUAAAAAUUAAUGGUAUUCUUCAUAAUAUGUUAUAAAACUAUAUAAUCAAACAUAUACAUCUCUUAUCGAUUUCGAGAUAUGCUCAUGAAACUCUCAUGUACUCGUGUAAAUGAUUAAAAACACACAUGUAAUAUGCAUUACUUAUGGUUGAAAAUACGUUGUAUGUACCAUAUUGGUUGAUUCAUUUUGGUCAAGAAUCCUAUCAAGUAUUUUAUGAUUUUUUGUUUUCAAAUUUUACUCUCUCUCUCUCUCUCUGUCUCUUUGAGUUGUAUUUGGAAAUUUGAUAGUUCUACUCUCAGUGCACUGGUACGUAAAUAUUUUUUAAUUAAAAAUUUUAAAAUUUUUGUGCGUACUUUUAACGUAUGACUCAACAAAAAUUAAAAUGUCAUAAUUAUACAUCUUUUAUUCACGCUCGCCCGCAAUGUACCACAUUUCUCAAGUAUUUUCCGCGUGUUCCAUUAUCGAUUGCACCCACAAUUAUUUUUAUUUUCCAAACACGCACUCACUUACUCACGAGUUAAUGAUCUCGCGUGCAAUUGCCCUUUAUUUUUUUUCACCUAUUUUUCGUUGCUAAAUUUCGAAGAGUAAGAAAAAAAAAAAAAAAAUUUAUUUUCGUGAAAAUAAAAGAUGGGAAUUGUUUUCGAAACACAUCGUCAAGGUAGUGAUGUAUCAAAUAAAGUGUAAGAUAAUGUACAGAAAACAGUAUAUAAGAAAAAAAUACCUACGUGUUUAAGUACGUUCUGGCUUAUUGGGCUAAUUAUAAAUCCGCAAAGGAACAUCAACAUUAAUACCAAUUCAAAAGCAUUGAUUCCUGUCACCAGACUGCGCUAUGACUAUAGUAAUACGUAAUUUUAAGUAUAUCAUGUAAAUUAUGCGAGUGUGUGUGUAAAGUAAUGUAGUAGCAAAAUGUUUAUUCUAUUCCAUAUUCGAUAACACUUGCUUUAUAUUGUAUUAUACUUAUUUAAAAUAUGCUUAUAAAUUCUAAAAUGACCUUAAUCUCGAACACUAGAAAAAGUGGGGGUUCUUUUUUUGUUUGUUUUAAUUCUGAAAAUCAGAUUUUUAUAAAUCGUUAACAAAUGUUACUUCGUCUCGUGUCCUAAACGAAUAUUUUUAUGGUUUUAAUUGUUUUUUAUAUAGUUCAUUUCUUUACAUUAUUUUUAUGAAAGCUCAGUUUUUGUUGCAUAGUCGACAUUGUCUGUAUAGAUAUAUCUAUUUUAAUACACCAUUAUUCAAGAGCUUUUUAUUAAUAUUUUAAGGUUUAUGCGACAAAGACAAAUUUUUAAAACAUGUGUAUAUUAAAAACAAUUUUUUA
Molecule: messenger RNA, 5276 nt
Organism: Copidosoma floridanum
Lineage: Eukaryota; Metazoa; Arthropoda; Insecta; Hymenoptera; Encyrtidae
Product: tyrosine-protein phosphatase non-receptor type 5
Biological process (GO): protein dephosphorylation; signal transduction
Cellular component (GO): cell junction; plasma membrane; cytosol
Molecular function (GO): protein tyrosine phosphatase activity; protein kinase binding
Source: RefSeq, a predicted model, not a curated record